AUGGCAGGCUCUAAAAAUGCGUCAAAGAAGAUGCAAAAGCGUGGUAUCGACUUCAAGAAAAUAAAGCAAAAGAUUGGCAGAAAAUUGCCACCGGCACAAAAUGCUACAAAUACUGAAAUUAAAUCUAAAGCAAUUGUUCUCCCCGAGCAGAGUGUGGCAUCAGAGAAGGCAGGAUUAGCAGUGAAUAAGAAAGGCUUGACUUUGAAAGAGCUUCUUCAACAAACAUCUCAUUACAGCUCAAAAGUCCGUAAAGACUCAUUGUUGGGAAUUAAGGAUUUAUUCCUUAAGCAUCCAGAAGAGUUGAGGUUGCAUAAGUACACUGUUAUUGAAAAACUGCGUGAACGCAUUGGUGAUGAUGAUAGACUAGUUCGAGAAACGCUGUAUCAAUUUUUCAAGUCAGUGAUUUUCCCUGGAUUUAAGGAGUUAAUUUUAUGGUUUUCUAGUUUUUAUGAAUGUUUAUAA
This is a messenger RNA of Rosa rugosa (rugosa rose), 462 nucleotides long. RefSeq lists its product as uncharacterized. NCBI's taxonomy places the organism in Eukaryota, Viridiplantae, Streptophyta, Magnoliopsida, Rosales, Rosaceae. Gene Ontology annotation, cellular component: nucleus. The record is from RefSeq and is a predicted model, not a curated record. The coding region runs from base 1 to 462 and encodes 153 amino acids. The transcript has 4 exons.